UCCCGAUAAUACUCUUGAGACUACCAAUAUUCCAAACACCCGGGGUACAAGUUUCUCUAGGGCUUACUAGUUCUUGUGAGUAAUUUCAUUCACAGUCCCCUCCCUUUAAGGAGUCUUCCCUUCCCUGCUCCAGUCAUGUUUGCAUCCUCAACUUCAGUUCCUGACACAGAACAAGUUUUCGUAAAGCUUAGGUUUUUUCCCCUGAGGGUCUGUGUCUCUCCCACCUCCACCCGGCCCUUUCUAUCUUCCUCCUCCCAUCUUUGGAACCAGAUCCUCCCUUUGACGGUGAGGAUUAUUAUGUGCUACACUCCUCUUAUAUCCUACAGAACUGCAAAAUGGAAAAGUUGUCCUUGGGGGUAAAAUUCCAAUGGGAUCAGAGAGAACGCCGGUCCCAGAGCGGAGUCCCCUGGUCCCAGAGCGGCGAUCUAUCCAAAGGGCGAAGUUUCAGGUCCACCUAGCCCUUCUUUAGACUCCAUUGAGGGACGCUGGCUGAUCUUCAGCCUCCCACCCCUCAGUCUACACUGGAGCCUUGAAGGAAAACACCCCAGACUUUGGACGUCUCUCUCCUCGGUGGGCAUCCCCUGUCUGCUUCCCCCACCCCACCCCAUCCCGGGCAGAAGGGCGAGCGGGGGCAGACUCUAUGAGUCACGUCCCGGGCCUGGAGUUGAGGAGGGAAGCGCCGCCUCUCCUUGGGCCCCUUCUCUCCUCCUCUCCCCUCCCCGCCGGCUCCUGGCCUAGCCAGAUACUGCGCAGCAACCACCGAUUCUCCAUCACCAGUUUGACUGGGCCCCCGCGCCUUCUCGGGGCUCCCCGCAAGACAGCAGCCGAGAUGAACAUUCUGGCGCCGGUGCGGAGGGAUCGCAUUCUGGCGGAGCUGCCCCAGUGCCUGAGGAAGGAGGCCGCUUUGCACGUGCACAAAGACUUCCACCCCCGCGUCACCUGCGCCUGCCAGGAGCACCGGACAGGCACCGUGGGAUUUAAGAUCUCCAAAGUCAUUGUGGUGGGGGACCUGUCAGUGGGGAAGACUUGUCUCAUUAAUAGGUUCUGCAAAGAUACUUUUGAUAAGAAUUACAAGGCCACCAUCGGAGUGGACUUUGAGAUGGAACGAUUUGAGGUGUUGGGCGUCCCAUUCAGUCUGCAGCUCUGGGAUACUGCUGGACAGGAGAGGUUCAAGUGCAUUGCAUCAACCUAUUACCGAGGAGCUCAAGCCAUCAUCAUUGUCUUCAACCUGAAUGAUGUGGCCUCCCUGGAGCAUACCAGACAGUGGCUGGCCGAUGCACUCAAGGAGAACGACCCUGCCAAUGUGCUUCUCUUCCUUGUGGGUUCCAAGAAGGACUUGAGUACUCCUGCUCAGUAUGUGCUGAUGGAGAAAGAUGCACUCAAGCUGGCCCAAGAGCUGAAGGCUGAGUACUGGGCGGUCUCAUCUCUCACUGGUGAAAAUGUCCGGGAAUUCUUCUUCCGUGUGGCGGCGCUGACCUUCGAGGCCAAUGUGCUGGCUGAGCUAGAGAAGUCAGGGGCACGGCGCAUUGGGGAUGUUGUCCGCAUCCAUAGUGAUGACAGCAACCUCUACCUAACUGCCAGCAAGAAGAAGCCCACAUGUUGCCCGUGAGUGGUAAGGGGACUGUCUAGAGCCUGCUCAGCCCUGGGCACUGUGCCACCUUGACUCCCCUAGAGCUCGACCCUGGACAUUUGCACUGAUUGUUUUACCAGACCAAAGAGCUGCCCCUUGGUGGCAGUACCCCUGGAGGGGUAGCAGGGACCAUGCUAGUCGCUCCCUGCCCCAGGCACCACACCAAAGACUAGAUGUCCGGGAGCUCUCCUGGGUGCCCAGCAGUGGGGAGAUAAUCCCUGCUGCUUUUGCUUAGCCUGCGGGGCCCUUUUGAGUAUGAGGAUGCUUAAUGAUCCCAGCCUCACACUGUGCCUUAUGCAUUAAAAUCUCUGUUAUUAGCA
Molecule: messenger RNA, 1950 nt
Organism: Ailuropoda melanoleuca (giant panda)
Lineage: Eukaryota; Metazoa; Chordata; Mammalia; Carnivora; Ursidae
Gene: RAB34
Product: RAB34, member RAS oncogene family
Exons: 11
Coding region: 641-1609 (322 amino acids)
Molecular function (GO): GTPase activity; GTP binding
Source: RefSeq, a predicted model, not a curated record